UUGAGAUGAGAAUGAGGACAUAAGGUUGGUGGUAAGGGAAGUGAGGAGUUUAGGGGUGGGGGGCCUGUCAACCCCGCAUUCUCCCCUCCCAUAUCUGUACCAGGAUCAGGGGACUGUAAUGCUUUCUCAAGAUGCCCAGGACUGUGAGUCACCUUGGUACCACUGGCCUCUGGCAAGAGGGAAUCUUUCUUGUUGUAGCUGGGUGUCAGCUCCCUGACAUUGCCAACCCUUCAGCCACUCAAGCACUGUCUUUUGGGCUCUGCCAGACCUUCCUUCACCUUGAGGAAGCUAUAGAUACACCCUAGCCCCCGAACUCCCUCUAAAAGUGUUUCCUGCUGGCUCCAGCCCUUGUCACUACACACUCACAGAAAUUACCAGGUUUGCUGUCCCCAAAGGGAAAAGUGUACACAUCAGCUUGUUUGAUUCAGCUGAGGAUUCAAACUUUGCUUAAUACCACAGCACUGAGAUGUAUUUAUAAUAAAAACAAGAAUAAGUUUAUUAACAAAGAACAGAGAUUCAAAGAUUCAAAUGAAUACUGAGUAAGAAUAUUGGAAGUAGAAUGGUUUAAUAUAAAACAAAUGUAUAACACACUUUUUAGAUGCUAAAGUUUAACUUUAACAGAUUACAAUCCUUGCCUAAAGUAGUUUCUCCUCUAAUUGUUUUCUUCCAGCAUCACCAACCCACAUGGCUGGGAUCCACCAUUCAUGGAAGCAAAAAGCUCCAUCCAUUUUUCUCUCUCAGUGAUGGAUAACCAGGGUGCUGCCCCUGACCCCACAGGAGAUUAGACUGUUAUGUGCCACAGGAAAGAACAGGAGGGACUGAAGUGCACCAGUGUCCAAGGCCCCUGCAAUGGCAGGGAAAUGAUUGAGAUACACCUGGAUAACCCCAGCAAGUGACCUGCAUCCACUUGCUUAAGAGGCAGUUAAACAAACCCCAAGAGCACGGGGGAAGCCAGAGCAACUAAACCUCAAGAAGCCUACACCAGCACCAGGAAGAGCCUUCCUUUCACUGUUUUUGUUUCUGACAGACACUGCAAACAACAUCUAUUGGAGAGCCUGUUUGGGAAGGACUGAGGGAUUGUUACAACAAUCAAGCUGAAUAAAAGCAUCCUAACUGACCCAAUUCUUUGACCUUCAAGAGACUUUCUUGCAUGUUCAUAUGAUUUGCAUUGUAAGUGCACCAUGGGCUUCUGCUUCAGUAAAUCCAAUACUCCAGUAUUCGUCUUACAGAAUGAUCCAAAAGUGGGGAAUGUUGAAGAGGAUUAUUUGCGACAAAACAGUGAAGAAAUCCAUGUUGACGUCAGGACUCACUUAUUCCAAAAUACAGAAAAAAUUAAGUUUGAAAAAACAGAAAAUGGCAUUAGAAAUAAUGCAGAAACUCACACGGACUCUUAUUCUGAUAAUGCAUUGCACUCUGUGACUUAUGUUAAAGAAACUGAUGGUUUAGAAAUGACAGAUGUGGAAUGAGGUUUGAUGAGAUAAUUCAGGACUUGAUCCAACCUGAACAAAUGAAUAUAGCAUAAAAAUAUUCUAUUUAGUCUACCAAAUAACAAAUAAAAACAAAAUAAUGUUUAAUAGCUGAGUCAAAUAACCAUAAUCAAAUAUACUUUCAAUUUCAAGAUCUAUUAUUUGGCAA
Molecule: messenger RNA, 1635 nt
Organism: Mauremys reevesii (Reeves's turtle)
Lineage: Eukaryota; Metazoa; Chordata; Testudines; Geoemydidae
Gene: C1H2orf15
Product: chromosome 1 C2orf15 homolog
Exons: 4
Coding region: 1182-1466 (94 amino acids)
Source: RefSeq, a predicted model, not a curated record